AGGGCCUCCCAGGCAGGCCAGGGGAAGAGGCUGCUGUGUCUUGGGGACUAAAGCAGAAGGGUCCGCAGAAGCAAGCGCCCCUCGAGAUGACUCCUGCCGGCGUGAGUCUGGCGGCCGCUGUCCUUUGCCUCUGGAGCUGGGCCGGCCUGGCUGCCGGGGACCGGGUGUACAUACACCCCUUCCACCUCCUCGUCUACAGCAAGAGCAGCUGUGACCAGCUGGAGAAAUCCAAUGCGGAGACACCCAACGACCCGACCUUCAUCCCCGUCCCGAUUCAGGCCAAGACAUCCCCUGUGAACGAGGAGGCCCUGCGGCAGCAGCUGGUGGUGGCCGCCCAGAAGCUGGAGGCGGAAGACAAGUUGAGGGCGGCCGAGGUGGGCAUGCUGCUCAACUUCAUGGGCUUCCGCAUGUACAAGGUGCUGAGCGAGACCUGGAGCAAGGCCGCGGGGGCAGUGCUCUCCCCCACAGCUCUCUUCGGCACCCUGGCCUCUUUCUACCUGGGAGCCUCGGACCCCACGGCCAGCAGCCUGCAGGUGUUCCUGGGGGUCCCUGGGGAGAUCAAGGGCUGCACUUCCAGGCUGGAUGGCCACAAGGUCCUCUCGGCUCUGCAGACCAUCCAGGGCCUCCUGGUCGCCCAGGGCGGGGCUCAGGGCCAGGCCAGACUGCUCCUGUCCACCGUGGUGGGGCUGUUCACAGCUCCGGGACUGCGCCUGAAGCAGCCGUUUGUGCUGGGCUUGGCUCCCUUCGCCCCUGUCACCCUCCCACGCUCUCUAGACUUGGCCAUGGACCCCGAUCUCGCGGCUGAGAAGAUCAACAGGUUCGUGCAGGCGGUGACAGGGUGGAAAAUGAACAGGCCCUUGACGGCUGUCAGUCCAGACAGCACCCUGCUCUUCAACACAUAUGUCCACUUCCAAGGAAAGAUGAAAGGAUUUUCCCGGCUGGCUGGACUCCAGGACUUCUGGGUGGAUAACACCACCUCAGUGGCAGUCCCCAUGCUCUCGGGCACGGGCACCUUCCGGCACUGGAACGAUGCCCAGAACAACCUGUCUGUGACCCGCGUGCCACUCAGCGAGAAUGCCUGCCUGCUGCUGAUCCAGCCGCACUGCCCCUCCGACCUGCGGAAGGUGGAGGCCCUCACUUUCCAGCACGACUUCCUGAUGUGGAUGAAGAACCUGUCUCCCCAGGUCAUCCGCUUGACCAUCCCCCAGUUGGUGCUGCGAGGGUCCUAUGACCUACAGGAUCUGCUCACCCAGUCCAAGCUGUCCACCCUGCUGGGUUCUGAGGCGAACCUGGGCAAGAUCAGUGAUGCCAACCUCAGAGUCGGAAAGGUGCUGAACAGCAUCCUUUUUGAACUGGAAGCAGAUGAGGGAGAGCAGCCCACAGAGUCUGCCCAGCAGCAGGUCACGCCUGAAGCCUUAGAGGUGACCAUGAACACCCCGUUCCUGUUUGCCAUUUACGAGCGAGACUCGGGUGCUCUCCACUUUCUGGGCCGCGUGACCAACCCACUGAACACGGAGUGAGGCCUGCCCACCUCUGGGAGGCGCUGUGUCUGCGAGAGGGCCAGACACCAACUUGUCACCUGCUGCCAGCCUUGAGCCUUUUCCUCCCACCAGUCAGCUGAGAGCUGGGGGAAGCCUUUUCUCCUUGGGAAACACGCUGCUGCGUCUAAUGAGCAGCAGAAACUGCUGGCAUCACCCCCAGGGUCCUCGGGUUUAUCUUGGGGAGCAUGGGGGCGGGUGCUGAGGACCAGGUUUAGCAUAAGACUACUAUUCUGGGAAGAGUUCCAACAGACCAAUCUGUUUGUGAAGGCCAAAAAUGGUUUCCUUUUAAAUUGAGAACAGAAAUUGGGCUUUAACAUUAAAAAAUACAUAUGCCUUGGGUUUAUAUUUAGUUUAUUGAAGUUGAGCAUGACUUGCCUUAGUUGUUUUUUGGUUUCUAGGUUUUUCUUCUCGACCACUAGUCUCGAUACUUGUGCUCUUUUGAAAAACACAUUAUGAAAAAUACCAUCAUCUGAACUUGUAAUAGAAUGUAACUUGUAUUAGAAUGUAAUACCAUGGCUGCUUAUCCCUUGUGUUAUUAAUAAAUGCUUUGUAACAAUGAGUAAAAAGAAAAAUUCCAUCUUUUACUU
Molecule: messenger RNA, 2128 nt
Organism: Talpa occidentalis (Iberian mole)
Lineage: Eukaryota; Metazoa; Chordata; Mammalia; Eulipotyphla; Talpidae
Gene: AGT
Product: angiotensinogen
Exons: 5
Coding region: 87-1520 (477 amino acids)
Biological process (GO): regulation of systemic arterial blood pressure by renin-angiotensin
Molecular function (GO): serine-type endopeptidase inhibitor activity
Source: RefSeq, a predicted model, not a curated record